Messenger RNA from Impatiens glandulifera, 1587 nucleotides. Its product is annotated as mitogen-activated protein kinase kinase 5-like. Gene Ontology annotation, cellular component: cytoplasm. Gene Ontology annotation, molecular function: protein serine/threonine kinase activity; ATP binding. The coding region runs from base 188 to 1228 and encodes 346 amino acids. The transcript has a single exon. The record is from RefSeq and is a predicted model, not a curated record. Gene Ontology annotation, biological process: protein phosphorylation. Lineage: Eukaryota; Viridiplantae; Streptophyta; Magnoliopsida; Ericales; Balsaminaceae.
CACACAGUAGUUGCAGAAGGAAGAACAAGACGAUGAUGACGAUGGAAAGGGGAAGAAGAUGAAGAUGAAGAUGAAGAUGAAGACGAUGAUGAUGAUGAUGAACAAUGGAAUUGGUUGAAAUUAAUUAAUCGAAUCAAUCACCAAUUGCUUACGAUUUGAUUUGAUUUGAUUUGCUUCAUUCAAAAUCAUGAAACCUAAUAAUCUACCUCCUCCACUCGUUAAUCGUCGUCGCCGUCCCGAUCUAACACUACCUUUACCUCUCCGUGAUCCAUCCUUAGCAGUUCCACUUCCAUUACCGCCACCAUCCGCACCUUCAUUCUCAACAAACUCAAAUCAUCUCCAUCUCAUGCCGUCUUCCAUGGCUAUUCCCGAUAUGGACAGACUCAACCGGAUCGGAAGUGGUAGCGGAGGAACAGUUUACAAAGUGAUUCACCGUCCAACAGGAGGAAUCUACGCACUCAAAGUUAUCUACGGAAAUCACGAGGAUUCAGUCCGUCGUCAGAUCUGCAGAGAAAUCGAAAUCCUCCGAGAUGUAGAUUAUCAAAACGUAGUGAAAUGUUACGAUAUGUUCGAUCACGCCGGAGAGAUUCAAGUUCUUUUAGAGUAUAUGGAUGGAGGUUCUCUCGAAGGUUUACAUAUUCAUCGUGAAUCUGCCUUAGCUGAUCUCGCGAAACAAGUUCUUUCCGGUUUAUACUAUCUACAUCGAAGGAAAAUCGUUCAUAGAGAUAUCAAACCGUCUAAUCUAUUGAUUAAUUCGAAGAAACAGGUGAAGAUAGCUGAUUUUGGUGUUUCUAGAAUACUAGCGCAGACGAUGGAUCCUUGCAAUUCAUCUGUGGGGACUAUUGCUUACAUGAGUCCAGAAAGAAUCAACACAGAUCUUAAUCACGGGAGGUAUGAUGGUUACGCCGGCGAUAUCUGGAGCUUGGGGGUUAGCAUUCUUGAAUUCUACGUGGGUAGAUAUCCGUUUUCGGUUUCGAGACAGGGAGAUUGGGCUAGCUUAAUGUGUGCGAUUUGUUUGGCGCCGCCGCCGGAGGCACCGGAGACGGCUUCACGUGAAUUUAAGGAUUUCAUAAGCUGUUGUUUACAGAGGGAACCGACUAAGAGAUGGUCGGCGGUUCAGUUGUUACGGCACCCAUUUAUUUCUCCACCACAACUACAGCCACAACCAAAACCGCAGACCCAUCAGCUAAUGCCGCCGCCGCCGCCGCCACAUUUUUCAUCUGCUUAGGAAAUGGGUGAUUUAGGUUUAGAUUUUGAAGGGAGGAAGAAGAAGAAGGGGGAAGUUAUUUUUGUUGAUGAUUAUGAAUUAUUAUUGUUGUUGUUUGACUUGAUUAAUGGAUUAAUGGGGGAGGAGAAAGGGAAAAUCUUUGACUCCUAAUUCUUAAAUUGAAUGUUUUCUUGUUAGAAUGUGAUAUGGUUUUUGAUGGGUUGAUUUCCCUUUUGCCGGUUUUGAUUGAAAUUCCGGCCAUUCGCCGUCGUGUUCGCCGGCGUUUGUGGUUGGGACAAAAAAGAUUCCCUAUCAAUUCAUACGAGGCACUGACCUGGAUUACUUUUUUAUAUUGAUCAUCAAUCCAUCAUUAUCUCUUU